AUGCUCAAAAAUCAGGACAAACUGGGUUUAACCGAUUUUUAUCCCAGUAACUAUUUAAAGGGGUUCUUAUUAUCGGGAGAAUAUGUAGGAUGCGAGAGCGCUUAUUUGGAAGUAUGCGGUAUUUAA
This is a messenger RNA of Dentiscutata erythropus, 126 nucleotides long. The record is from the annotation of a GenBank genome assembly. Lineage: Eukaryota; Fungi; Glomeromycota; Glomeromycetes; Diversisporales; Gigasporaceae.